Messenger RNA from Monopterus albus (swamp eel), 2684 nucleotides. Its product is annotated as prostaglandin E2 receptor EP4 subtype-like. NCBI's taxonomy places the organism in Eukaryota, Metazoa, Chordata, Actinopteri, Synbranchiformes, Synbranchidae. The record is from RefSeq and is a predicted model, not a curated record. Gene Ontology annotation, biological process: cellular response to prostaglandin E stimulus; adenylate cyclase-activating G protein-coupled receptor signaling pathway; negative regulation of inflammatory response. The coding region runs from base 254 to 1609 and encodes 451 amino acids. The transcript has 2 exons. Gene Ontology annotation, cellular component: plasma membrane. Gene Ontology annotation, molecular function: prostaglandin E receptor activity.
CGGAGCAUCGCUUGCAAACCACCAGAGUAAACACUGUCCCCUGUGGAUUCAUCAAGGUUUUCGUGAAGAACUUAGCGGAAGAGUUUUGCUUCUGUGCGUAAAAGAAAUAUUCGGAGACGAUGGAUUUGGUUUUUAUUGGAGAACCUGGGAAGUGCGCAUUAUUGGAAAGUGCGCAUUACUGGAAAGUGCCACUACUUCGGAAGUGAGAGGGAACUCUGUGUAUUGUAAAACUGUGAAAGAAGGCGCUGCAGGCAUGAACAACACGGCAACGGGGAGAUUUCAACCGCCCACCAUCCCCGCGAUUAUGUUCAUUUUCGGGGUGGUGGGCAAUGUCAUUGCUAUAGUGGUUCUGCGAAUAUCACGCAAGGAACAAAAGGAGACGACUUUUUACACACUUGUGUGUGGCUUGGCAGUGACAGACCUCUUGGGCACUCUGCUGGCCAGCCCUGUCACCAUCGCCACCUACGUCAAGGGCUCCUGGCCGGGAGGUGAGCCGCUGUGCCAGUACUCCGGCUUCAUCCUGCUCUUCUUCUUCUUGGUCCAGCUUAGCAUUGUGUUUGCAAUGUCAGUGGAAAGAUACUUGGCCAUAAACCAUGCCUAUUUGUACAACGAGUAUGUCAACCAAAAACUCGCUGCACUGACUUUUCUGGCUAUUUACAUUUCCAACCUCGCGUUCUGUGCGCUGCCCAGCCUGGGGCUUGGCCAGGUGAAGCUCCAGAACCCGGGGACCUGGUGUUUCAUUGACUGGCAUAACAACCACACAGCAGUCGCGACUUUUAAUUUGAUGUACGCAGGUGUGAAUUCAGUUAUGGUGUUGGCCACUGUCAUAUGCAAUGUGAUGGUGUGCGGGGCUCUCAUCCUCAUGCACAAGCGAUUCAUCCGCCGCACGUCUUUGGGCACAGACCAGCGGCGCAUCGCGGAGUUCCGACGCAGACGGAGUUUCAGAAGAUUAGCUGGAGCAGAGAUCCAGAUGGUGAUCCUGCUGAUUGCUACCUCUGCUGUGGUUCUCAUCUGCUCCAUACCUUUAGUUCUGAGGAUCUUUGUGAACCAGCUGUACAAAAACCAGAACGAAGAACCUUUGGGGUUGAACAAAGACCUCCUGGCCAUCCGCAUGGCCUCCAUCAACCCCAUCUUGGACCCCUGGAUCUACAUCCUGCUCAGAAAGACAGUGGUCCUCAAGCUGAUGGAGAAGAUUAAGUGUCUGUUCUGCAAAAUGGGUGGGCGGGGGCGAACGGGCGGAGGGCAGUUCCGCUGUGCUGACGGCCGCUUCUCCUCCUCCAUCGUCUCUCAGGAUUCCCCAUCACUGAUGUCAUAUGAGCUGCGGGAAAUGGUGAUCACAUCACAGACCUUCCUGUACCCAUCUGAGGGAAACCCCGAGAGGCUGGGGUCAUUUCAUGAAGUGUCACAGGGCGGCUCCAGUCCACCAGCUGUACAGAUGUUACAGGGCCACCAGGAGGUCAAGGGGCCUCAGAGGGGGCUUUCAUGGAGUGAUUUAGAGGACACAGCACCAGGCAGGCCACUCAAAGAGCUUCCAGUGUGCCCCAAAGACCCGGCUCUACAUGUGACCUUCACAGAUGAGACUGCAAACAUGCAGGAGAAAUGCAUAUAACAGUGAGGAUGAUCUGAACAUGCAUUCACCACUGUAAUCGGCCUGUCGCGAGACAGAAGACGUGAACAAAUGUAAGCACUGCAAAGAUGUGAUAAUAAAGGAAAAGCUUCAGAAGACUGAAUAAUCAUCUAUCAAUGUGUAGAUAUGCUGGACUAAUAAAAUGAUGUGUGACAACUAUAUUACUGAACUAAACAUCCAUUAUCAAUUCAUUACUCCUCUGUCAUAGCUUUAACCACAAACCACAUGUCAAUGCACUUCAAAAGAAGUACAACAACUGGUUUUGUUCUAUCAACAAAACCAAAGAACAAUGUGACAGUGUAGAGGAGCUCCUUUAUUGCACUUUGUGAAUUCUCAAACCACUGCUAGGCCGUUUGUUUUGUAUCAUUCUGACAACCUGCACAAUGACUGUAAAGAAUUCAUGUUAAAAUGUGAAGCGUUGCAUGAUUUUAAUUUAUUCAAAAGUAUGAAACUGUAUGUUACUGUCUUCUCUGUGAGAAGGUCCGCAUAGUUAAAUUUGUUUUGUGUUGCUUGUAUGUAGAAACAUUUGCAAACAAUUUGGUCGACAGAGCAGCUCGGGCAUCAAAGCUAAAACAUACCAUCCCCUGCAUUUUGUUAAAAAGAAAAGGCAGCUUAUACUGUGGCUUUCUCACAGUUCAGACACUGGAGGAUGUUGGGAGGCCUCCUAAAGGUGUGGGGUGGGGUGAGGCCGGAGCUGAUCCCGGAUGACAUGAGAGGUGGGGUACACCCUGGACAGGUUACCAGUCUAUCACAGGGCUGACGACCAUUCACACUCACAUUCUGUGUUAGGAUUCAUCCAACUUCAUCUUAUGUGCAGUGCCUCUCCUCUAAUCAGGCUUUCUAAAGGAUUUAAGGACGACAGGGAAAGCUGAGGAUGUUCGUUAUUUUUCUGUCUGAUAAGUUUGUGGGUUUUAAUAUAAAUAUCAAAACAUGCUCAUAUGCCAUUUUUUGUUUCCGCCAGUGUUAAAUUUACCAUAAAAUGUCAACUCUGUUGUGAACAAACAAGCUGAAAAUAAAAGUUGGUGAAUAUUGACAUAAAUUAAAAAUGUCAUGUGUU